AACAAUUUCAUCGAAUGUAGCAACGAGGCAUACUAUGAGGGAAAUCGUCGGUAUUUUGCCGGAAUUCAAUCCACUAAAGGGAAAUUUAACAGCAGAGCAGUUUAUCAACAAAAUUGAACAAUUGCGAUUAAUUUAUUUGUGGAGCGAGGACGAGAUUCUAUUCGCUUCACAACAUAAGCUAAAGGUUGUAGCGGCUGACUGGGCGGAUGCUCAACCCCCUUUCAGUUCUUGGCCACUAUUUGUUGGGGCAUUGAAGGCCGACUUUCCGAGCGAAGUUAAUGUGGCUGAGGUACACCGUGAGAUGGACAGGCGCAAGAGGAAGCAUAACGAGUCAAUGAAAGACUAUUACUACAAUAUGCUCAACAUGGGUCGCAGAGCAAAUAUGGACCAAGCAUCAAUCAAUUCGUACAUCAUUGGUGGACUCAACGAUGUGAAUUUGUCACGAACUUUAUUAGCCAUCAAUUUGAAGACAUGCAACGAUUUGUUGAAAGAUAUCGAAGGUUUAUCAGCAACCUCAGUCGGGGUUAAGCCAACGUUCAACGCACAACAGCAACAACAACAGAGACAGUCGGAAGCAGGUGAGGCCCAAGUGCGAAAGGCCGUACGCUGUUUCAACUGCAACGAGGUGGGGCAUAUAGCAGCGAAGUGCCCCCAACCAUCACGAAGACCUAGAUGUAGUAAGUGUAAUAAAAUGGGGCAUGAGGCAAAGGCAUGCAACGUAAGUAAGAGUACCUUGGCAAGUUUAGCUGAGCCGUAUACAAUACCACCACCGUUUAUGAAGACAGUUGAGAUUUGGGGAAAGGUGAUGUCAGCCUUCGUAGAUACCGGUAGCGACUAUUCGCUGGUGGCAACAAACGUUAUUCCGAGUGACGUGCAGCGUGAACACGAGGUUCAUAAACUUACGGGCUUCGGAGGUGGAGUGGUCGAGACCAGAGAAAAGGUAAGGGCCAAUGCAGCGGUAGAUGGUCGUCGAGUUGAGGUGUCGUUGUUGGUGGCACCCGAAUGUUUCAUGCCAUACCAAAUACUUUUGGGUCGCGACAUGUUGGGUGACGCAAGGGUGGUCAUCGACUCAGGUGUAAUGAAGAUUGAAGCGGCCGAUAGCUACUCUUCAGUCAACAGAUUGUGUAAGGACGUCGAUCAUGAAGGAGUGCAAUAA
This is a messenger RNA of Rhagoletis pomonella (apple maggot), 1156 nucleotides long. RefSeq lists its product as uncharacterized. The transcript has a single exon. Gene Ontology annotation, molecular function: single-stranded RNA binding; translation regulator activity; aspartic-type endopeptidase activity. Bases 35 to 1156 code for a protein of 373 amino acids. Gene Ontology annotation, biological process: positive regulation of cytoplasmic translation; proteolysis. Gene Ontology annotation, cellular component: cytoplasm. The record is from RefSeq and is a predicted model, not a curated record. NCBI's taxonomy places the organism in Eukaryota, Metazoa, Arthropoda, Insecta, Diptera, Tephritidae.